CGGCGUGGCCAUCAAAUACCGUCUUCUUCUUAUAACUUUUUGUUGCAAGCACCCAUGUUGCUUUAGCUGUCUUCGACUCCUUGGAAGACUUGAAAGGCUGUGAUUGUCAGAGACUUUAUUGAUGGUUUCUUUCACGGCGCUGUCCAAGACGUUGCACCUUCUCCUGCUUACGUUGCCAGCUCUUGCCGUCUCGGUCGCCCUUCCCUCCUCCAAGAAUGACCCAUUUCGCGCUAUAGUUCUCGCACAUCGCAAGCAUGAGCCCGAGCCACCUCUCUGCUGCCUGACACCACCUCCGUCUAUAGAACCUCUAGAUGAUGUCGAGGAUGUCCUGCUCUCGUUCGAAGAGUGGAAGUCCAAACAGUUUCAAUCCCAAUCCAAACCUCAAUCACAGACUCAGCCUCGGGUGACGGCUCAUCCACAAAUUGAAGCGUUAGAGCACACGGAGUCAAGUGCUACCCAUGAAACUAAUGUCACUGUGCCGGACACGUCUGCACACCUCCCGGAAAUAGCACUUUCCCCUCACUUCAGGGUACCUAUCACGGACCGCUUCAAUUAUGCAAACCUAGACUGCUCCGCACGCGUACACACUUCUCAUCGCUCUGCCAAGUAUUCUUCGUCUAUUCUGUCAUCAAAGAAGGAUAAAUAUAUGCUUUCGCCUUGUUCUUCAAGCAAGGAGGAGCAGUUCGUGGUUGUAGAGUUGUGCGAGGAUAUCAGAAUCGACACCGUGCAGCUCGCAAACUUCGAGUUUUUCAGUGGGGUGUUCAAGGAUUUUUCGGUCAAGGUCGCAAAGACCUACACGACGUCUGAUGACGGGUGGGUACUGGCAGGUACCUACAAGGGAAAGAAUGUCCGUGGUGCACAGUCUUUCCACACCCCAACUACCCUGCGUGAUUUCUACAGGUACAUCCGUAUCGACUUCCAUUCACACUAUGGACAUGAGUAUUACUGUCCUGUCUCCCUUCUUAGGGUCUAUGGUCUGACCCAUCUUGAGCAAUGGAAAUGGGACAUGUGGGAAGAAGAGAGUCAUAAACUCGCCCGAGCUCAAGCUCAAGCAUUUUCCUCCAUAACGGAGCCCCUACCCAUCAGUUCCGGGGGAUCUGAACUGAACAAGUUUAUGGACGAGCUUGAGGCUCGGAAUAUACCUUCUGCAUAUCCUCCUAAUACCCCACUUCCCACAACCAAGGUUCUGUCUACGGCACAUAUGAGUUUAAGUAACUCUCAGCAAUCCAAGGCGGUGAGCGGGACGUCCAGCUCAGUCAACUCUUCCGUUCAAUCCACGGCGUCUCCGCUAGCCAUUAGUCUUACCGACUCCGCCACCGUGCAGCAGCCUACCCCGUCCGCUACCUCUACAUCAGUAUUGAGUUCCGACACCAACGUUACAUCUUCUUUCGACACCGCCAAAUCUUCUACAGCAUCCCUCUCGCCUAAUGAGAGCACGUCUACACGAUCCCAAAAUCUAAUCUCUUCAGAACUCUCGCAUACCUCUAAUAUGGACGCAUCUUUAUCGCAAUCUUUAUCUUCAUCAUUAUCAUCUCAUCACAGCUCAUCUGCGAACACGCUGUCGACAGCCUUGCCAACAUUGCCUACCCCUCCACCCGUCGGAUCAGGUGGAGAGUCAAUAUACCGCACAAUCAUGACCCGAUUGACUUUCCUGGAGGCAAAUCAUAGCCUGUAUGCACGUUAUGUGGAAGAGCAAACUGCUGGUGUACGCGAAGUACUCAGGAGGCUCGGUGAGGAUGUUGGCAGGUUGCAGAGCAUCAGUCGCAUACAAGCACAAAUGUAUCAGCGCACAGUUCACGAGUGGGAAAGGCAGCGGCUUCGUCUGGAGUUCGAACACAGUGAAUUGCUCUCGCGAGUAAAUCAUCUUGCUGAAGAGGUCACUCUUGAAAAGCGUCUUGGCAUUGCACAACUUUGCCUGCUUCUGGCAGUGCUCGUGUUCAUUGGCUUAACCAGAGGUGCACCGUCAAUAGAACCCCCUCAACUUGUUACUCGUUCUGCGAGAGAAUGGGGCCGGCGCAACUUGAGCUUCGCUAGCAGUAAUGCUGAACGUGGCUCGAAUAAUUUACUGUUCCGAAGUCGCAGUCCUGAGAUUCCUGUCGGCAAAAGGUCUGAACCUCAAAAGGAUCGUCCUUCACGCCUAGAUUCUCCUGUGGACUUUCCGUCUCAUCGAGCGCAACGGUCCUCCGAUCAUGAUCCCAUUCCACGUCGACCCCCUCAUUUUAUUGCCUUCGCAGAUAAACGAUCCACCCCGCGCGGCUCCACCACAAAACGUUCCGGCCCUCCAUUUGCCAAUUUUGCACUCCGCACCCCCACCCGCCGCAUACCUAAUUCUAACUCCACAGAGAUAUCCACACUCCCCCGCGCCGCUCACAUGGUGCGAACAAACUCGCACUCAUCAACAGGACUCAUCAUUCCCAAAUCCACCAAACGCUUGGCACGGACAGCUCAUCUGCACGAAGUCAAAGGCUCGCUAAGUCGAAGGGAGAACCGGAGCUCAAAGCCUGGAGAACGAGAAAAUGAUUUCGAAGACGUGUUCCGUGGUCCUUCUAUGAAGACCCAUCAUCAUUCGCGACGACCCCUCUUCCCGGUUGACUUAUCACAUCAGCCAAAGGACGUGAUAUCAGAAGAUACCACUGACCCUGACGCGUGGGUUGACACCGAUGUCGAAGGAGGGUCCGAAUGUUCGGAAUUUUCUGCACUCGAUCCCUCCCUUUGAUAUGACGAUUUUUUGAUGGGCCUUCGAGGUUCGGAGCUGUGUGUUAAGGGAAGGACUGCAAUUGCACAUACCAUAGAUAUCGUCAUGCCGCAUCGCCACAACUGAAUGCUGAUGCAUCGGAUGACGCAUACAAGACUUCACAAGCUUCUGACCGCGUGGCUGUUGA
Messenger RNA from Suillus bovinus, 2882 nucleotides. Its product is annotated as UNC-like C-terminal-domain-containing protein. The transcript is spliced from 4 exons. Lineage: Eukaryota; Fungi; Basidiomycota; Agaricomycetes; Boletales; Suillaceae. Gene Ontology annotation, cellular component: membrane; cytoplasm. The record is from RefSeq and is a predicted model, not a curated record. The coding region runs from base 122 to 2716 and encodes 864 amino acids. Gene Ontology annotation, biological process: protein folding in endoplasmic reticulum.